GGCAGUGGGUUGAUUAAGGGUGUAGUUUGGGGGGAGUGGCUCUUUUUCCCGAUCUUUCCUAUCUGGUUCAAAUCACGCCUUAAAAUAAUUAAAUAUUUAAAGUUCUGAAACUGAUUCGAAUGAUGAAUUAUUAGAAGAAGAAAAAGAAGGAAAUGAUGGGACACAAAUGUCUAUAAUUACAUCUGGAUUUCCAGAACAAAAUACAACAUUUAAUGUAAAUAAAUUUACAUUCAAAAGAAUUAUUAAAGAAAUUGAAAGAGCAAACGAAAUAAUAAAUAAAACAAAUAAUGAACAAGAAUUAAUUUGGGAAGAAUUAAUUGAAGAAUUAAAUUGGCAAAAUAAUUAUGAAUAUUUUAUUUUAAUUUUAUGUAAAGUAAAUGAAGAUGUGAAUUGUAAUAAACAAAAAGUUUUAUUACGUACAUAUUUAUAUAAUUGGGAAAAAGAAAAUGAACAAAAUAAUUUAAUUGAAGAAAGUCAUUUAAUAACGAAUUAUGAAAAAAAUGUUAAAUGUUUUGAUAAAAAUAGUAAAAGAGAAUCAUCAUUAACUUUUUGUAAAUUAUGGAUUAUUGGAGUUAAUUUAAAUUCUUCUAAAAAAAUAAAUGAUAAUCAAAUUGAACAACUUUUAACAUUUGAUAAUAUAUUUAAAAAUUAUUUAACAAAAUCUGGAUCUGUAUAUUCUAUAUUUACAAACAACAAAAUUGAUUUAAAUAAAAUGUAA
Messenger RNA from Meloidogyne enterolobii, 718 nucleotides. The record is from the annotation of a GenBank genome assembly. Lineage: Eukaryota; Metazoa; Nematoda; Chromadorea; Rhabditida; Meloidogynidae.